Molecule: messenger RNA, 3404 nt
Organism: Diachasma alloeum
Lineage: Eukaryota; Metazoa; Arthropoda; Insecta; Hymenoptera; Braconidae
Product: non-lysosomal glucosylceramidase
Exons: 14
Coding region: 295-2757 (820 amino acids)
Biological process (GO): carbohydrate metabolic process; glucosylceramide catabolic process
Cellular component (GO): membrane
Molecular function (GO): glucosylceramidase activity; beta-glucosidase activity
Source: RefSeq, a predicted model, not a curated record
UCCAACUUGGCGAUCUCGUUGAAAAAUCUACUCCAGUAGCGCCAUCGCGUCUGCGUUGUUGAGAAUAACAACGCCGAGUGACAAAUGCAUUGUGUACAGUCGGAGAGUGAAUGGACGGUCAGUACACACCGCCAGCUGAUCGUAUGAGCGAUUAUAUUCCCCAUCGCAUACAGUUUGGAGCAAUCGAGUGUCAAGUGUCAACGCGUAAUUUUAUGCGCCACAGUGCACCCUCAUAAUUCCCAGUCCAUGCCCAGUGUGGUUUCAAUUAAUCCAAAAACAAAAAAAUAACCGAUAAUGAACGAAUCGGAGCGUGAGACAGUGGCCCGGAAACAAGUACCAAAAUACGGCUUCAAGGUACGAUUGGAUCACAAAUAUCCGGAGAAAUGGUCGCAGAAUCUGAAACCGAAAUUGCACCAAUUGCUGCCAUUAAUUCCCCUGGGGAUUCGAUAUCUUUUUUAUUAUGCACAAAUCCGCUGGAAAGGCCGUUUGCCGUUGAUGGACUACAUAAACCCGCUGCAGGGCCAACAAAUUUAUGGAGCGCCAAUUGGUGGCAUUGGAGGUGGAACCAUUGGUCGAGGGUUUAAGGGUGAAUUUUGUCGAUACUCUCUGAUACCGGGUGUUUAUCGGCACUACACCGUACAGGGCAAUCAAUUUAUAGUGACAAUACGUGAUACUGAGGGAAACACCGUUUAUAAUCAAGUUCUAUCGCCCUAUCCGAAAUCGAAAUAUCUGUCAGCAUGGAAGUGGGGUUUCGAUGGUAAGAAGGCGAAUUACACGGCGCUUUAUCCACGAUCAUGGACUGAGUUUGAUAUUGACGAGCCGAGGGUGAAGCUUAUCUGUCGACAAAUAUCGCCAGUCAUUCCCCAUAACUAUAAAGACAGUUCACUGCCCUGUGCCGUCUUUGUAUGGGAAAUAAUUAACUUGUCUGGGCGAGAUUUGGAUGUCAGUGUGACGUUCACGUUCCAGAGUGGAGUUGGGGGCAAGGCAAUGUCAGGUGAAAAAUGGAACGAGUGUUUCGAAUACAAAAGCACCUCCGGUGUGAUGAUACACCAGAAAUUGAAGGAAAUGCCAUGCACGUACGCAAUAGGUUCAAGAGCAAGGGAAAAUGUUGACAUUUCGAGGACUCUGAAAUUUGAUCCACUAGGCGAUGGAAUGGAGUUUUGGAAGUCACUCGAAUGGACUGGUAAACUUGAUGCUGAGCCAAGGAGGCAAUCCCCAAAGACAUUAAAGGAUAUUGCCUGUGGGGUUUGUGCUUCUACUCGGGUCAAAGCUGACGAAACACGGGAGAUUGAGUUCACUUUAUCCUGGGACAUGCCAAAGAUACAUUUUGCGGGGAAAUCACGAGAAUAUUUGAGGUAUUACACUAAAUAUUUCAGUUCAUCAGAUGGCACAGUUGCGCCAGAAAUCUGCCACCACGCAUUGAAUAAUUACGAGACAUGGGAAUUGGAAAUCCAUAACUGGCAAAAAAUGAUUUUGAAUGAUAAUGACUUGCCAGAGUGGUACAAGAGUGCUCUAUUCAACGAAUUAUAUUACGUAGCUGAUGGAGGCUCCGUAUGGCUGCGUACCGAUGAACCUGAUAAUUUGGAAUUCCAGGAUAUACGGAGAGAAUACGGCCAAUUUGCAUAUCUCGAGGGCCAUGAAUAUAGGAUGUAUAAUACCUAUGAUGUACAUUUUUAUGCUGCAUUCGCCUUGGCACAAUUGUGGCCACAUUUGCAAGCUAGCGUACAAUACGAAAUUCGAGAUACUAUUCAAAUGGAAGAUAAUCGUGAAAGAUCGUCACUCUAUGAUGGCUCCAGGCACGUAAGGAAAUUGAAAGGCUCUGUACCACACGAUGUUGGAGAUCCCGAGGAGGAGCCAUUUCAAAUGAUAAAUGCAUAUCCCAUUCACGACGUAUCCGCCUGGAAAGACCUGAAUCCGAAAUUCGUUCUCAGUUGUUACCGAGAUUACUGUCUAUUUGGUGAUGUACAGUAUCUCCGGGACUUUUGGCCGAGUAUCAAAGAGAUUUUGGGCCGCAGUUUGGCUUGGGAUAGAGAUAACGAUGGACUCAUAGAAAAUUCCGGCUUCCCCGAUCAAACUUACGAUAGUUGGGUGAUGACGGGACCCAGUGCAUAUUGCGGUAGCUUGUGGUUAGCAUCUCUGCGGUGCGCUGUUCAAAUAGGAAAACUUGUCGGGGAUAACGAAAGCGCUGCGAAGUACUCCGAAGUAUUGGAAAAGGGCAAACUUGCUUUUCAGGAGAAACUGUGGAAUGGUACUUAUUACAACUUUGAUAGUUGCAAAUCGGAUCAUCGGAAAGCCAUUAUGAGUGAUCAACUUUGUGGCCAGUGGUAUUUGCGAGCCUGCGGCUUUGACCAUGAUGUUUUCCCCGAGGAGAAUGUGAAUUCCGCUUUGCACGCAAUAUUUACGAAUAAUGUGAUGAAAUACAAGGAUGGCAAACAAGGUGCAGUGAAUGGUUUUCUCCCAACGGGAUCCAUAGAUUACAUGACAAUAAUGAGCGAGGAGAUGUGGGUUGGCGUUACCUAUGGGCUCGCCGCAUUGAUGAUUCAUCAGGGUAUGGUUGAUGAGGGUUUUCGUACUGCUGAAGGGGUAUAUCGUACUGUUUAUGAGAACAUUGGAAUGGGUUUUGAGACGCCCGAAGCCCUGUUCGAGAAUAAUUAUUAUCGGGCGAUUGGUUACAUGAGACCUUUGGCGAUUUGGGCUAUUCAACACGCAUGGACCAUGAGAAAGAAAAUAAACGACAAAGAGCAGCUGCCCAAUUGAAUGCACGAUUCCAUGGACGCUUUGUAGCUCCAACCAUCGAUUUUCAGUAAAUAUAGGGAUUCUACAUUGUACACGGAAAAUACGGAGAAGGUUGAGGAAAAAUUACUAGAAAACUCUGAUAAUUGGACAGUAGAAUUCGGUUCUAGGUCUUUUUUACUUCAUAUCAAGAGAAAGAAUGCAAGGCAAAGAAAUGGUAAAUUUUUUCUGUUUGCUCCUAAAAAAUUUAUCACUGUCGUCUAAUUUGUUCUGAAAUAGCGCAGUGUGUGUAGAAUUCUAUCAAAAGUUACGCCAAAGAUUACAUAGGUCGACAUACUUUUUCCCUUACAAAGCGCCAAAUUUUCCUGUGAGUUAUAGAAUUAUUAUCGCUCAGGAAUUGGGGAAUAAAAGGGAAAACCCAUGCGAAAAAUUUUAAUAUUUGACGAGAGGUAAUUUAACUCCCACUUGAGUUACUCUUUUACUUGAGGAAACGUAAAAUUCUCUGAAGACAAAGGAAUUUUUCGAUGAAUUAUAUAAAACUACUCGUGAUCUUCGAAUCAAUUUUCCCUUAACUUUUCUCCCGUAGGAAUAGAAUAGAAUAUCAGUAUUGCAAUUAAAAUGAACGAUUUUGUAAUUCAAUAAAACUCAAUUUAUUUUACAAAUUUCUAAAA